Molecule: messenger RNA, 2715 nt
Organism: Ananas comosus (pineapple)
Lineage: Eukaryota; Viridiplantae; Streptophyta; Magnoliopsida; Poales; Bromeliaceae
Product: protein NSP-INTERACTING KINASE 1-like
Exons: 11
Coding region: 383-2284 (633 amino acids)
Biological process (GO): protein phosphorylation
Molecular function (GO): protein kinase activity; protein binding; ATP binding
Source: RefSeq, a predicted model, not a curated record
CAAGCUUCUUCCCUCCACCUCCACUCCAAAAAAGCUGAGAAUUUUUUAUUAAUUUUUUUUAUUCCCACUUCUGCUUCAAGCAGGCUCAGGUGGCAGGCAUGUUUGUUCCCCUCCCUCCCUUUUUCUCUGCUUUUCUUGCUAUCAGAGAACAUGAGCAUCUUCUUUUAUGUCAUCUGCUACAGACACCUCCAGAGUGCAAAAGGAAACCAGGCUGCUGCAUAUGCAUGCUUAAUUUUUUAUUUUUUUUAUCUCACUAGAAUGACUAGACCCAGGGGCCAGAGCAGGGGAGGGGAUAAAAGAGAGAACCCAUUCAUGGUUUUUAUCCACUCAGCCCCCUGAGACUAUCCCAACAUCUUUCUCAGAGCUUCUUCUGUUCCAUAAAAUGGACAUCUCUGGAGCAAGGAUAUGGAGAAAUGGGCUCUUCUUCACCUGGGUUGUGUUGUGCUCUUUGGUCUCUUCUUCAACUGGCCUCCUCACCACCAAAGGUGUCAACUAUGAAGUGCAAGCUUUGAUGGGUAUUAAGGCCUCUCUCAAGGAUCCUCAUGGUGCUAUGAAGAACUGGGAUCAGGACUCAGUUGAUCCAUGUAGCUGGACCAUGGUUACUUGCUCACCAGCAAACUUGGUUGUUUCUCUGGAAAUAGCAAAUGCAAAUUUAUCUGGCUCACUCUCUCCUAGCAUAGGGAAUUUGACCAAUCUUGAGACCCUUUUUCUGGAAAACAAUAACAUAUCUGGUCAAAUCCCACAAGAAAUUGGGAGGCUCAGAAAGCUUAAAACACUUGACCUCUCUAACAACCACCUUACUGGUGAAAUCCCCCUCUCUUUAGGCCAACUGGAAAGCCUUCAAUACCUGAGGCUAAAUAACAAUAGUCUUUCUGGGGCAUUCCCUUUCUCGUCGUCUAAUUUCCCGCAGCUUUUCUUUCUGGACUUGUCUUACAAUAAUUUGAGUGGCUCUAUUCCUGAAUCUUUGGCGAAGACAUUCAACUUUGUCGGAAAUCCUUUGAUCUGCGCCACUGCUUCAGAGCAGGAUUGUCACGGGACAGUAGUCGCAGUACCGAUGCCCAUGUCCUACAAUGUGAAUAUGUCUCAGAGUACUCCACUACCGAGGAAGCCCAGAAGCCGUAAAGUGGCUAUUGCAUUCGGUUCGAGUGUUGGUUGCAUCGCAUCACUUGCUCUUGCCGCUGGCCUAUUAAUCAGGUGGAGGCAGAGGCACAAUAGACAGAUCCUUUUCGAUGUCGACGACCAACAUAGCGAGGAAGUUAGCCUCGGAAAUGUGAAGAGGUUUCAGUUCAGGGAACUGCAGAUUGCGACAGAUAACUUCAGCAGCAAGAAUAUAUUAGGCAAAGGUGGAUUUGGAUAUGUUUAUAGAGGCCAACUUCAAGAUGGGACGCUUGUCGCCGUCAAAAGGCUCAAAGAUGGGAGUGCUUCAGGUGGGGAAAUCCAGUUCCAGACCGAAGUCGAAAUGAUAAGCUUAGCGGUGCACCGGAACCUUCUUAGGUUGUAUGGGUUUUGUAUGACUGCCACGGAGAGGCUUCUAGUUUAUCCGUAUAUGUCCAAUGGCAGUGUUGCUUCUCGACUAAAAGGGAAACCACCACUGGAUUGGACCACUAGAAAGAGAAUAGCUCUGGGAGCUGCGAGAGGCCUACUAUAUCUUCAUGAACAGUGUGAUCCAAAGAUUAUACACAGAGAUGUAAAGGCUGCUAAUAUAUUGCUGGAUGACUAUUGUGAAGCCAUAGUCGGCGAUUUCGGGCUCGCCAAGUUAUUGGAUCAUAGAGAGUCGCACGUAACUACUGCGGUUCGUGGCACAGUCGGACAUAUAGCCCCCGAAUACCUCUCUACGGGCCAAUCAUCUGAAAAAACUGAUGUUUUCGGGUUUGGAAUUCUGCUGCUUGAAUUAAUCACUGGUCAGACCGCAUUAGAAUUUGGGAAGGCGUCGAAUCAGAAAGGAGCCAUGCUCGACUGGGUGAAAAAGAUCCAUCAAGAACAGAAGCUUGAUGUGCUUGUUGACAAGGGCCUAAAGAACAAUUACGAUCGAAUCGAGCUUGAGGAGAUGGUUCGGAUAGCGCUAUUGUCCACCCAAUAUGCCCCUGGCCAUAGGCCUAAAAUGUCGGAGGUGGUUCGAAUGCUCGAAGGUGAUGGGCUUGCGGAGAGAUGGGAAGCCUCUCAGCGUCUCGAACCCUCAAAAUUUAAGAUGCCGGAGUUCUCUUCUUCAUACCGAUGUUAUUCUGACCUGACCGACGACUCGUCGUUGCUCGUCAAAGCAGUCGAGCUCUCUGGACCAAGGUAAUAGUUACCGUCAAAAAAAGAUCGUAGAGCAUGCCCGUUUUCUUGCAGGAUUUUGUACAGCAUUAAGCAACAAACUCGCUACAUUGGUAAGUAAUUUAUCCUGCAGGUUUUGGUGUAUUUUCUCAGUUAAGUGAAGAACCUGUGUAAUGAGUUGUCGGUUCUUCUUAAUCCCUUAGUUCUUGUUAAAAAAAAAAAAGACGGGAACAGUCUUGGUGCAACUAAAUUGUUCCUGGCUCCUGUUGGCAAUAAAAUGAUAGAGGUGUAAAAUACCAUAAGCUUUUGGAUUUGUUCUUGAUGAACUCUGCUUUUUGUUCAAGGUUAGUAGUCGUCGUUCGGAAAUUGCAGAGAGUUUUUGAGUGUUUGGAGAAGCAUUUAUUUGACUGAUAUGUCUUUUGAACUUGGAUAUGGAGAAAUUAUUUUUGAAUUAAAAAA